AUGUAUGUGUUUGUUAGGGAACCCUGUCAUCACCUCGUCGAUCCAGAAGCCCUAAGCCCUGAACCCAGUCAUCACCUCGUCGCCGUCAAUCGAUCGACUCAGGUUCUCUCGUCUCUCGUCUCUCUCUCUCUCUCUCUCUCAUCUCUGACUCUCUCGUCUCUCCAUCUCUCUCUCAAUGUGUGUCUCUCAUUUUGGGCUAAAACGUACCCACGAAGUACCCAAGACGUACCGACGGAGUACCCUUGCCGUACCAGAAGAUACCAAAAGUACCCGUUUGCAGGCAUGGUUCGAAAGACGAUGUCUGAUAAGGCCUUAGAUUUCGUGAACCGUGUUGUUCAACCCAAGCUUACGAUGGCAUGUUUCUAUACUCUGGCUCUCGGUGUGGCUUGCGAUAUAUCGGCCAAACGGCGGGAGGAAAGAUUGAAUGGGUAUGACUAUGAGGAAAGAUUGAAUAGGCAAGCUGAACGUGCAAAGGAGGAGGGCACAUCUGAUCGCUAAAGGGGAAGUUAGAGCUGCACCGCUACAUAACUUGCUUCUGAAGACUUCUUAUCAUGUUUCUGUUUGGAUGAGUGGUUAGCCACUUUUGUUCUUUAAGUACUCCUGAGAACCAAGAUGCUCAGUUUGUACAACUUUCUGUUUUGCUAAUCUGGCGUCUAUUAUUUGUGAAAAUAUUAUGUGCCUAGUUGUGGAAAAAGAAACAACUUGACCCA
Rhododendron vialii is the source of this 710-nucleotide messenger RNA. RefSeq lists its product as uncharacterized. Bases 1 to 498 code for a protein of 165 amino acids. The transcript is spliced from 6 exons. The record is from RefSeq and is a predicted model, not a curated record. Lineage: Eukaryota; Viridiplantae; Streptophyta; Magnoliopsida; Ericales; Ericaceae.